Trichoderma virens Gv29-8 is the source of this 1056-nucleotide messenger RNA. RefSeq lists its product as uncharacterized. The transcript is spliced from 2 exons. The record is from RefSeq and is a predicted model, not a curated record. Gene Ontology annotation, biological process: protein phosphorylation. The annotation marks the transcript as partial. Gene Ontology annotation, molecular function: ATP binding; protein serine/threonine kinase activity. Lineage: Eukaryota; Fungi; Ascomycota; Sordariomycetes; Hypocreales; Hypocreaceae.
CUUAACUGCUAUUGGGGAACCACAGAAGACCCAUCAUGGCAAGAAGACUAUGGCAUAUGUAAAUUCUAUGUUACGCGGUUUACCGAGUUGACUAUUUUCUUCUAUCAUCCAACUGGUUCCAACUUCAGCCAAGACGUGUUUCUUGGGCUAGCAAGGGUAAACCCCUUUGAUGCAUUACAGGAAUCUACAUCACAGUGGUUGAAAAUUGAAGAUGGUACUGGCAAGAUUCGCGUCAGCUAUGACUAUACAACUAUGGGAAAGAAGACACUUGAAGAGGAAGAAUUAGAUGGAGAGUUUUUUGAUGUUGCAAUGUAUUCUGCAAAAUUGUUCAAACCAGAUAAACUUUCCCUAUAUCAAGCUUCGACUGGAUUGCCAAAUCGCAUCAGCCAUCCUUUUAUAUCCCCAACCACCUAUUGUUUCCAAAUAGAGGAUUCGAUACAACUCAAUUCUCCAUUCAUCAUGGGAGGACACCUCUUCAAUCAUCUCUUGGAGCAGCAAACCUUUGACCUUGACAGGGCUCGAUUCUACAUUGCGGAGAUUCUCUGUGCGCUGGAAUAUUUACAUGAUGUACAUAACAUCUUCGCCUGGUUGAAGCCCAGAAUUGUCCUAUUGGACGGCACGGGUCAUAUUACGCUUUGUGGCUUCGGUCUUUUCAUCUCGGAAACCAGCCUUGAAAGCCCCAGUACACAACACGGACUACCAGAGUACCCAGCACCGGAACUACUCCUUGGCCAGGGCGAACAUCGUAUGGCCGAUUGGUGGACAUUGGGAAUUUUCCUGUAUGAAAUGUUAACAGGGCUGCCUUUAUUCUACGACGAAGAUCCCGAAAAGAUAGCCGACAAGAUCCUCAAUCAGUCCAUUCACUUACCCGAGUCUUUACCACCAGCAGCGCAGGAUAUUCUUCUGAAGCUACUCUGUCGCAGCCCUGAGCAACGGCUUGGUGCCCACGAAGGCGCAUCUGAGAUUAAAGCUCAUCCAUUUUUUGAGGGAAUCGAUUGGCAUAAACUUAUUCGGCGCAAAUACCAACCCGCUUUUAAACCAACUUUUUAUGACUCG